UCGUGCUUAUUGUUAUCUGUCGUUUGUUUGUUUGUUUUUAAGCAAUAUUAGCUGUAUUCAGCUGGCGUGUUCACUUCUUAUUAUGCAUUCACUAUGCCUGGCAAAGAGUCCAAACGCAAGGCGGAUGCUGCUAAGCGCAGCAAUCGUCCAGCUCCGCCUAUUCGUAUCGGGAUUCCAAGGCACAGCAACGAUGAUGUUAAUUUUUCGGGAACUGGCUUUCGUCAUCGAGUUCGUCGUUGGCCGACCAGUGUGAUUUCUAACAAAGCUCACAAGUUGGUCCUUCCAGAUGAGAUUCCUGACAAGAAAUUCGUCCUACUUGUUGGGGACUCCCACUUGAGGUCCGUGGCAGAUGGCAUAGUCCCUAUGCCGGUUGGCGGCCUUGCUUUUGGUGUGAUGUCCACUCCAGGAGCUUGUGCAGAUCUUCUGCGCCUUGAGGUUUCACAGGCUGUGUUACCUCGGGAGCCUGAUGCUGUUUGCGUCAUGGCUCCUUCUAACAACCUUACGGCCAGCAGAACAGUUGAAGAGGCAGGGGAUGCAUUUGAGCGGUACCUUUUGGCUGUUCUCAGUCGCUGGCCUAAGGUUUUCUGUACCUCCAUGAUUCCCCGUUUAGUUGGAUCCUGGGAGCGUCAAGACCUGUUUCAGCAGGAGUACCACCGCAGAUCGGCUAAGCUAGGUGUAAGUUAUGUGCCGAUCCACGAUCACCUACCCAGGUACCGUCUUAAACUGUGGUGCCGUGAUGGUAUCCACCUCAGUGAUAAUCACGGGAUGCCUAUACUCACGCAACUGAUGUGGAAUGCCUCCUAUCAGUUCUUGGAGACACACGCACCAAAGCCACUGGUGCAGCACCAGGUGUCUCGUCCGCAGAAAGCGAGUAUUGUGCCCCGUGUGGUUGUGAAGGGUGUGGAACGCAUUCCACCUCCACGCCCUUCCGAAUGGACGUUUGUGAGACCUAGCGGGAAGAGGAACCAUUCAGGGGAAUUUGAAAAGACUUCUAAUCCCCCCAAGAAACGAGUGGUUGUUUCUAAGGCUGAUGACACUUCAGUGGCCUUGAAGGAGUGUUUCAUCCCCCUGAAUCCCGUUAGGUUCUCACCUUCAAUUCUGGCUGCCAUGGACACGAUUGCUCCAGCGGAUGGUCCCACAGACAUACAGACUACAUCUGUGCGACAUUUUAAGAAAGCAGCUAGGCGUGUCCAGCAGGAGGUUGCAUCCACACCUUGCAUAAAUCCUCUUGCAGACGUGGAGUCUGUUCGGUCUAGGAAGGAGGUGUUGGACUGUGACCAGCUGCCUUCACCCCACCACCAGGAGGCAUCUGGUUGUCCUGGGUCUGUCUCUGGGUCUGUUGCUGCCCAUGCUGUGAUGCUUCCUUCUGGCCAUCACGCGCAUGCAUCACCCAGAGGUCAGUCUGCUAACACCCCUUCUUGCGUGCGUUCACAGGUUUUGCUGUCGUCUCUAGUUCCAGAGACAACUGUUCAAAAUCCUGUUGUAAAUAAUUUUGAUAAAGAUAAAACAAUUUUACACAACGAUGAUACAAUUUUAGACUCUGUCCUAGGAUCAUUUCAUCAGGGCGAUGGGCGUUUUAAAUAUGGGGGAGUUCAGUGUGCAGCUAUUACUGUUGUUGCUUUAACAAAGCACAAACAGAAGAGUGUUUUCUCUUGGGAUUUUGCCGUGUUGGAUAACGUUGUUGAGUUAGGAGAUGAGCUGUACACAGAUUUGCGCGACAACAAGAAGAUUAGAGGUGGACAUGAGUUUCUCUCAGUUCCAGACUUGCCAAAGGAAAUUGACAUGGAAGAACAGAGUUUUAAGCUUGUUUACGGGGAUUUCGUUUUAGGAGAUGUAGAUGUAGCUGAAGGCGAGUUAAUAGAUGCUGGUGUGUACACUCCUCUCCUGGAUGGAUUGAAGAUGUGCACACAG
Messenger RNA from Nothobranchius furzeri (turquoise killifish), 1911 nucleotides. The record is from RefSeq and is a predicted model, not a curated record. NCBI's taxonomy places the organism in Eukaryota, Metazoa, Chordata, Actinopteri, Cyprinodontiformes, Nothobranchiidae.